UUUCAUGAUCCCCUGACACUUGAAUGGGAUGCUUAACCUUGACACCCGCGUUCUUUCAUCGCCCUUCCGCUCACCGAAGCUCCACAGUAAGGGAAUUCCCACCGACUGAUCCCGAGACAGGCUGUGGUUCGUUGCGGAGGAUGGCAAACGAAGUUUCUUCUACCGUUGGAGAGGAAGGGAAGAGGAGAUUCCCGCCGGACUUCCUUUGGGGUGUGGCCACUGCUUCCUACCAGAUCGAAGGCGCCUGGGAUCGAGACGGUAAAGGUGAGAACAUCUGGGACGAGUUCGUGCACCGGAAACCCUCGCCGAUCACGAACGGGGACACGGGUGACGUGGCAUGCCGGUCCUACGACUUCUACGAACGAGACGUGGACCUGCUCAAGGCCCUCGGGGCACGUGAAGAGACGCUUUUUCAUUGUUUUCCAACCGUCGCGGCGGCGAAUGAUCUCGUGAAGGCCUACCGAUUCAGCAUCUCAUGGUCCAGGGUCCUCCCAGACGGGACGCCGAAUUCGGCCAACCCACUCGGGGUCCGGUACUACAACAAGCUCAUCGACCUGCUCCUCGCGAAAAACAUUCAACCGAUGGUGACUCUGUAUCACUGGGACCUUCCACAAGCCCUAGAGGAGAAAGGCGGGUGGCUGCGCCCGGAUUCACCGGCUUGGUUUGAGGAAUACGCGAAAUUUUGCUUCGAAAAAUUCGGGGAUCGGGUGAAGCUAUGGAUCACGUUGAACGAGCCGUACGUUGUGGCCCUGAGCGGGUUCGAGGAGGGCGACCACGCGCCCGGGGUGAAAGGCCACGGCACUGCCGUCUACACGGCGGCUCAUCAUCUCCUCGUGGCUCAUGCCAGGGCGUGGAGGGCGUAUGACCAACAGUUUCGACACCUGCAGAAAGGAAAGGUGGGAAUAACGCUGAAUGUGGCAAAUUUCAAGCCAGCAACUUCUUCCCCUGAAGAUGCCGAAGCCGCAAACAUUGCGUUCCGUUUUGACCUAGGCUGGUUCGCGAACCCAAUCUUCUCGGAGGAAGGGGAUUACCCGGAGGUGAUGAAGGAACGAAUCGAAGCCAACAGCGAGGCCCAGGGUCUUAAUGCAUCUCGACUUCCUUCGAUGGAUCCAGACACACUCAAUCUCAUCAAAGGCACUGGGGACUUCCUGGGAAUCAACACGUACGACACCCUGCUGGCGAAUGGAGGCGCGAUCAACGCGUCCGACACCCCGAGUUUCUCAAACGACAGGGGAGUCCGAUUCACCAGGAAUCCGGAUUGGCCGUCUAAUGCUAUGGGCUGGCAGCUGUAUCCCAAGGCGAUGGAGGAAAUCCUGAGGUGGGUGAGGAAUGAAUACAAUAACCCGACGAUUUACGUGACGGAGACGGGAUACGCGGACCCUGAUGUCAUCCUCGAGGACACCAACCGCAUUCGCUUCUAUUGCGUGAGUUUCAGCAUGCAAACAAACUUGUUUCAGCAGAGCCUUACGUGGGAAAUCCGUUCCAGGAAUACAUCGAAGAAAUUCGGUCUUUAUGCCGUGGAUUUUGGAGACCCAGAGAGGAAGAGAACGGAGAAAAUGUCCGCCAACUUCUACAGAAAAGUCAUAAAGGAGAAUGCCAUCUGAUCCUCCCCCUCGACAAAUCCCGUAGUUAUCAAUAAAACUUUUUACCCCCUUG
Messenger RNA from Darwinula stevensoni, 1656 nucleotides. The record is from the annotation of a GenBank genome assembly. Lineage: Eukaryota; Metazoa; Arthropoda; Ostracoda; Podocopida; Darwinulidae.